Thalassophryne amazonica is the source of this 2732-nucleotide messenger RNA. RefSeq names its product plakophilin 2 (gene pkp2). Gene Ontology annotation, cellular component: intercalated disc; adherens junction; plasma membrane. Gene Ontology annotation, molecular function: molecular adaptor activity; alpha-catenin binding; cadherin binding. NCBI's taxonomy places the organism in Eukaryota, Metazoa, Chordata, Actinopteri, Batrachoidiformes, Batrachoididae. Gene Ontology annotation, biological process: cell-cell junction assembly; protein localization to plasma membrane; desmosome organization. The record is from RefSeq and is a predicted model, not a curated record.
UGAUCUGUGGGAACAACGAACAAAGCAGGAACGAAAACUUCCAAAAAUAUUCCCACCGUUUGUUCAAUGAAGGGGCGGAAAUAAAAUAAAAACUAAAAAUAAUAAUAAAACAGCGUUCAGAAUGGACGAGGUGUUUUUUAAAUCCGCUUUACCUGCGCAGGAUUCGUUCGUGCUGGACGACACGAGUUUGGCUCUACCGACCGAACCGAACCCACGGUCCUUAGCCAGAGUUCAUUCAAACGACCGGAGCCUGCGGGUCCACCAGCAGGUCCAGCUCACACUGGCCCGGAGAACCCGACGGACCCUGUCCAGUGGUAGUGUCCAUUUACAGAAGACAUCAAAGAGUCCUGAUACAACGGAUGAACUGCUGCCAAAUCUGAAGGUAAAUGCUUUUAGCGUCACUCCUCGCUCGCUUUCAAGCAGCCACUUGCGAAGACCAUCCAGGAGGGUGGAAGUAUCUCGUCCACCAAGUCCAGAGUACCCUCGCACUCUCCUUCACCGCUUUGGAACCUUCACGUUCCCAAGCUCCAUCCAGGCAAAUGGGCCUAGCACUGCGCCGCAUCCCUCCCUAGGGUGGCAUUUGCAUCAGCGAUAUGCCUUUUCAGAAUCACCACGAGGCACGCGGCUUCAGGCGUCUACAUCUACACAUGGGAGGAACCACCAUAAAUCAGUCAGACAGGUAGUGGGACAACAUACGACGUUUGGAGAGGCAGCAUUUCAACAAAGUGGUAACUACGGCUCUCGGUGGAGUCAGAACCACACUGUCGUCAAGAGGGAGGCGCAAGUUGAAAACAGACAGAUGGCUGAUGCGACACUUGCCGCUAGUCAGCCAGAAAAGGGGCAGUCCUUGCAGGCUGAAGUCAGGCGGGAGGUCCAGGGGCUCCGCAGACGGAAUUCACACCCGCCAUCGAUGACCAGCGUGGAGGUCGACUUGACGAAACCGAUGGAAGUAGAGCCGCCUGUUCAGCAAAUGCAAAUCAACAACGUCAUGGCGAUGAAAGCAGAGAACAAGAUUCCAGAGAUGACAAUAGAGAGGGCCGUCAACCUGUUGACACAGGAUAAUGAGGAAACAUUGAUCUGUGCAGCCAACUACCUACAAAAUCAGUGUUUUAAGAGUGCCGACGCGAAAAAAAUGGUGUUCUAUCUCCACGGGAUUGAAAAGCUUCUGCAGCUCCUCAGCAGUGAUAGCGAGGAGGUGCAGCACGCAGCCGCCGGGGCGCUACGCAACGUGGUUUUCCAGAGCAACGAGAACAAGAUGGAGGUGAAGGAAAACACAGGCUUGGCCAAAAUAUUGCGGGCACUGAAGAGUAGCCGUGACACAGAAACCAGACGACAACUUACGGGUCUGCUGUGGAAUCUGUCUUCCCAUGACCUUUUGAAGGAACGCCUUUCCAGACAGGCUUUACCCGUCCUUACCCAGUCCGUCCUCGUCCCCAGUUCAGGCAUUUCCGAGGGGGAGAAUCCAAAAGAUGACCUCCUAGCUGACAACGAGGUCUUCCAUAAUGCUACUGGCUGCCUGCGAAAUUUAAGCUCUGCUGGUCCAGACGGUCGGAGAGCAAUGAGAGAUUGUGAGAAUCUUAUCGACUCGCUGGUCUACUACGUCCGAGGAACCAUCGCCGACUAUAAAGCAGACGACAAGUCGGCGGAAAACUGCGUGUGUAUCCUGCACAACCUGUCCUACCAAAUCGAGGCAGAGCUCCCCAAGAAAUACUUCAAGGAUUUUGGAGAAUCUCAGCUUAAUUUGGCUCCAAAGCCAAAGUCUCUGGGCUGUUUCACUUAUCGCAGCGCCAAGAUCACAGAGCACCUGGAGCAACAGUGCCCCCUGCUGGAGGAGAAGGCCAACCCCCGUGGCAUAGAGUGGCUGUGGAGCGCCAUCACGAUACGAAUGUACCUGUCGCUGAUGGCCCGCAGCGUGCGCCACCACACCCAGGAAGCCGCCAUGGGGGCCCUACAGAACAUCACCGCCGGACAUGGAGUGGUGACCGAAGCCAUCGCCCACACCAUUGUUCAGCGGGAAAACGGCCUUCAUCACAUCAGGAAGAUGCUGCAGGAGGGUGAGCGGGAUGUGAAGAUUACCGCCGUGUCGCUCAUAAAAAACCUGUCGCGCUACAGGACCCUGCACCCUGACAUUGUCAAGCAGGUGUUGCCGGAGGUGGUGGAGAUGAUACCCAGUGAUGACACCGAGCUGCCCACGGAGGCGACCGUGUCUUUGUGCAACAUCCUCGUCAACCUCAGCCAGACCGACACGCAGAACGUCAGAGCCAUCGUCAACCACGGCGCCCUCCCAAAGGUCAUCAGCAUCAGCAAAUUGGACAGCGGUUAUGGACCAACCAGAGCCAGUCAGGCAGCAUGCCUCCUGCUCCACACCAUGUGGAAACACACCGACCUGCAUGGAGCCUUCCGGAAGUGCGGUUACAGGAAAACCAGCUUCAUCAAUGCACGGACAACGAGAGCGGUGAACUUGGGAUGAGACGGCAGCCGAGAUCCAAAAUGAGGAAAUAAUGUUGCAGCACUUGAGGUCCCAAAUGUCUCAAUGCACUGUUGGAUAACCUUGGUCACGGCACCAGACAGAAUAAAGAGGGUCCAGCACAGCGGCUUUAAUGAGGACAGACAUGAGUGUUAGUUAAGCUAUAGGACAAGCAUGUCGUGUGUUAUAAUUUAUACUGAAAAUUUGUGACUUUAUGUGAAAAUAAAUGUAGGAAGUGAGUGAUUUAAAAAAAAAAUGCAUGUGA